CGGCCCGGCCGUGUCGGGGGUCGCCGGUCGCUGUCGCGAUGAGGGCGGGGACGGUGCUGCGGCUCUGCGCGCGCCCGGGGCUCCGGUACCGGCAGGGGCAGCGGCCGGGGCCUGGAACCCGCGAGUAUUUUUAUUACGUGGAUCACCAGGGGCAGCUUUUCCUGGACGACACCAAAGUCAAGAACUUCAUCACCUGCUUCAAAGACGUUGGAUUCCUCUCCUUCUUCUUCAAGCAUCUGGAGCGGAACCGGAGCGGGCGUUACCAGGUGGAAUUCCCGUUCCUUUCCCGCUGCGGCCGGGAGCGGAAUUUCCUGCGCUGCGACGACGUUCCCGUGGUUUUCACUCAAAUCCUGCCCGGAUCCGGCGGGAAUUCCCUCCUUUCCUACUGCGGAGGCGGCUCCCAGCUGACGGUGCCGUUCCAGCCGGGAAUGCUGGCGGUAUUCCCGGAAAACGGGCGGCUUUACCACCCGGCUCCGGAAAAAGCCGGAGGGGUGGGAUUGGUGCGUUCGGCGCUGGCGGCCGAGUGGAGCUCGGAAUUCCGAUUUGAGGAAGGGCCGGAAAAGCCCCCGACGCAUUUCGUGUGGGAAGGGAGGAGGUAUCGGCUCUCCGGGGAAUUAUUGGGAAUUCUGCGGGCGGAAAAAUCGGGAUGGGAGGUUGAACCCGUCAAAUCCCGCGCGGAAUGAGGCGGAAUUCCCAGCGAUUCCCCAGGAAGCGGGAGAUUGCCAACCUAUUCCCAAGGAAUCGGAGCAUCCCGAAAUUCCGGGCAGCCGAACCCCGCGGAUUUCCUGUGAAAUCCCCGUGAAAUUCCCAUGAAAUUCCCGUGAAAUUCCCAUUAAAUUCCCGUGAAAUUCCCA
Messenger RNA from Pseudopodoces humilis (Tibetan ground-tit), 854 nucleotides. RefSeq names its product chromosome 1 C8orf82 homolog (gene C1H8orf82). Lineage: Eukaryota; Metazoa; Chordata; Aves; Passeriformes; Paridae. The record is from RefSeq and is a predicted model, not a curated record.